AUGGACUCCGCUCCGUCCGACCAUCCUGAAUCCGAUUCCAAUUCAGAUUCUGACUCAUCUAAAUCCGGUUCUUCGAUCAAGGACGAGAGAGGGGUAAUCAGGGCAAGUCAAGGGGAAAUAGAGAGGGAGGAGGAUGAGUUCCGAGUCAAGGGAGGAAGAGGCGGAAGAAGUGGGUGGUGGAAAAAGGUUUUGAGUAUAAGUAGGGGGGAGGGAGGAAACUGGUUCAGGGAGAAUAUGGUUUUACAAGUGGGGGAGGGCGAGUCGACUAGAUUUUGGAAACAACGAUGGGUUGGGGAGAGGAGCUUGGAGGAUAUGUUCCCUAGACUUUUUCAUCUUAACUCCAAUAAAGAAGGAUUUAUUAGUGAAAUGGGAGGGAAGAGAGAUGCUUGGAAGUGGAAGGCGGACGUAUCCGGAGCCUUUUCUGUUAAAACGGCUUACAAAUCUUUGAGCAAUGCAGCAAGGCCGUCUAUUCCCAGUUCAGAUGGUUUCGAUUGGCAUCAGGUAUGGAAAACACCUGCUUCUUUUAAGGCUGUUUUAACAGCUUGGAAAGUUCUUAAGCAAAGGAUGGCGACUUGUGAUAAUCUUCAAAGAAGACAUGUCCCUAUCUCUUAUUCAGAGGCGAUGUGUACCCUGUGUAAAUCGAAUCAAGAAUCGAUUGAACACCUUUUCUUCGAGUGCCAACGGGCGGUGGAAGUUUGGAACGAGAUUUUGGUUUGGAUUGGAAAAGUAGCAGUUAAUCAUCAUUCGGCAAAAGGUCAUUUCUUAGCUUUUACAAAUCUUGGAAGGAAGGAGGAAAUUUCCUUUCUGACUGGUGUUUGGAGUUGUACUAUUUGGUGUAUGUGGAAGCAAAGAAAUGGUUGCAAGUUCAAUCAAGAGCCAUGGAACAAAGAUAAACUGAUUGCAGAAAUCAAGUCUAGACUGUGGAGUUGGAGGAUGGCUUUCGAUCUCAAGUCGGCGGCAACAGGAUUCAGAGGUUGGUUCGCUGCGGCUACAUUGUCUGGAUAG
This is a messenger RNA of Salvia miltiorrhiza (redroot sage), 1005 nucleotides long. RefSeq lists its product as uncharacterized. Lineage: Eukaryota; Viridiplantae; Streptophyta; Magnoliopsida; Lamiales; Lamiaceae. The record is from RefSeq and is a predicted model, not a curated record. Bases 1 to 1005 code for a protein of 334 amino acids. The transcript has 3 exons.